Labrus mixtus (cuckoo wrasse) is the source of this 2461-nucleotide messenger RNA. RefSeq names its product neoverrucotoxin subunit alpha-like. The record is from RefSeq and is a predicted model, not a curated record. The coding region runs from base 821 to 1804 and encodes 327 amino acids. NCBI's taxonomy places the organism in Eukaryota, Metazoa, Chordata, Actinopteri, Labriformes, Labridae. Gene Ontology annotation, molecular function: protein binding. The transcript has 9 exons.
CAUAAUUUCUCCCAGAGUUCGAUCGAGACAUUGAAGUGGAAAGUGUCCUUAAGUCGACCUGAAGCAAGUUCAGGUUUGAGCUCUGUGAUGGAUCAGUGUGAGAACGAAGAGGAGGGAGCCGGUCCCUCUAAAACCACCCUGCAUCAGGAACAUGAAGCUCAGAGCCCAGAGCAGCAGUACACACCAGACUCUCCUGAACCUGGACCUGGACCUGGAUCUGCAGCCAGCUGUGUGUCCCUGAAGAGUACUCGAUCCAUGACUCCACCUCCAGAUUUUAAACAACCAGAGACAGACCCAGAGCAGCAGUACACACCAGACUCUCCUGAACCUGGACCUGGAUCUGCAGCCAGCUGUCCAGACCUGGAUGUGUUUGACCUGAAGAAAUACUCUGUUUCAGAGCAGACUCUUCUGAGGCUGAUGCCAGUGGUCAAAGCCUCCAACAAAGCUUUACUGAGUAGCUGUGACCUGACAGAAAGAAGCUGUGAGGCCCUGUCUUCAGUUAUCAGCUCCCAGUCAUCUAACUUGAGAGAGCUGGACCUAAGUAACAACAACCUGCAAGACUUGGGGGUGAAGUUGAUGUCUGCUGGACUAAAUAAUCCAAAUUGUAAACUAGCUGUACUCAGGCAAGUGUUCAACUUUUUGAAAUGAUAAUCUGGAUUUCUAUAUUAAUUAUUGAAGGGACCUUCUGAAAAUAUGUUUCAGGUUCAGUGGUUGCGCACUGUCUCAUAAAAGCUGUGAGGACCUGUCUACGGUUUUCAUCUCUCAGCCAUCUAAUCUGAGAGAGCUGGACCUGAGUAACAAUAACCUGCGGGAUUCAGGGAUGAAGAUACUCUCAGCAGGACUAAGAAGUCCAAACUGUACAUUGGAAACUCUCAGAUUGAGGGACUGCAAACUGUCUGCAAAAAGCUGUGCAGCUCUGUCCUCAGUUCUUAGCUCCCAGUCCUCUAGCCUGAGAGAACUGGACCUGGAUGACAACGACCUGCUGGAUUCAGGAGUGGAGUUGCUGUCUGCUGGACUGGAGAGUCUAACCUGUAAACUGGAAAUUUUAAGAUUGUCAGGCUGUUUAGUCAAAGAGGAAGGAUGUUUAGCUCUGGCUUCGGCUCUGAGCUACAACCCCUCCCAUCUGAGAAUGUUGGACCUGAGUUACAAUCAACCAUCGGAGUCAGGAGUGGAGCAGCUGUCUGCUGGACUGGAUGAUCCAUGCUGGAAACUAGACAGCCUCAAGGUGGACUAUGGUGGACUGCAGAGACUUAAACCUGAUAUCAAAAAGUAUGUCUGUGAACUGGAAGUGGACAAAAACACACUGAGCAGAAACCUCACACUGUCUGCUGACAAAAGGACGUUGACUUAUGUGGAGGAGGAUCUGCCUUAUCCUGAUCAUCUGAACAGAUUUAAAUCUCUUCAGGCAUUGUGUACAAACGCUUUAACAGGUCGCUGUUACUGGGAGGUUGAGUGUACAGGAAAGGUUGAGGUAGCAGUGGCUUACAGAAGAAAGAACAGCAGAGGAGUUAUUGACUUAGAGUUUCGGGAUUGUGAUCAGUCCUGGAGUCUGAGAAGAUGUAGACAUGGUGGUUAUAAAGUCUGUCACAAUGGUGUUGGAACAUACAUCUCACCCUCCUGUUCCUCAGAAAGAGUAGCAGUCUACUUGGACCAUCCUGGUGGCACUUUGUCCUUUUACAUAGUUGAUGCUGGCACCUUGGUGCACCUCCGCACCUUCAAAACCACAUUCACUGAGCCUCUUUAUGCUGGGUUUGCUUUCCUGGAUCGUUAUCAUAGUUCCUCAGUGUCUCUGUGCUCUCUGUAGGUCUAAGAGUCUCAGACAUUCUGCUGACUGACAGUAAACCAUCUGACUCAGACACACAUUUAAUUCAUAACUCAAUGUUUUCCUGUCUGUUUAAACAAUCCUCCAUCUGCUGUCUUUCAACAGUCAAAUGCAUCGAGAAUCUUUGGUGUAGAAAAUUAGGGGUGUCUCUGACUAAGGAUUUAAAUAAUUGAACCUACAGCAGCUACAAUCUAUGCAUCUUACAACAGACAAAGAAACACAGAUUUUUACCAUCUUCUGACUUACUAUUUGAAAAUGAACUAUGCCCACUCUUACUAUUCUAACGCAAACAGUCCUGUUGCAUCAGAAAGAGUCUGCAUGAAACCAAUCCAGUGAAAGAUUAAAUCCAUACACAUUACAUCCAUGAAGAUCUACGGGGUGUUCUGGCAGGCCGUCAACCAACGAUCUGAAGGAGCCUAAGAGAGCUCAAGAGAUUUACAGAUAGAUACAUGCAGUAAUAUGAUGUACUGUAUAUGCACAGAGAGAGAGCGAGAGAGAGAGAGAGAGAGAGAGAGAGAGAGAGAGAGAGGAGCUCAAGGUGCCAGUUCCCCCGGUAGUCUAAGCCUAUAGCAGCAUAACUAGGAGCUGGUCUACACCAGCACCAGCCCUAACUGUUCCAGAGGAGAGGAGCCUGAUAAC